Glycine soja is the source of this 2415-nucleotide messenger RNA. RefSeq names its product U-box domain-containing protein 19-like. The transcript has a single exon. NCBI's taxonomy places the organism in Eukaryota, Viridiplantae, Streptophyta, Magnoliopsida, Fabales, Fabaceae. The record is from RefSeq and is a predicted model, not a curated record. Gene Ontology annotation, cellular component: nucleus; cytoplasm. Gene Ontology annotation, molecular function: protein binding; ubiquitin-protein transferase activity. Gene Ontology annotation, biological process: protein ubiquitination. Bases 61 to 2091 code for a protein of 676 amino acids.
CCAAGCUAUCAAAUUCCAAACCAACACAAACGCUGCUAAUUAAUUAUUAGUUUCACUUCAAUGACUCAAAGGGAUCGUCGCACCCUAUCAUUCCCGGCGGUUCACCCAUGCGAAGCCAUUUCUCCGCCGACACUUGUCACCUCUCUAAUCACUCUCUCCCAAUCCAUAUGCAAUUUCCAACCCCAAUCAUUCCCCACCCAACGAAGGAACGCCAGGGAAACAAUACGCCAAAUAAGCAUUGUCUUAAUGUUCCUUCAAGAAAUUCGACUAAUCCCCAACUCCACUAUCCUCUCUUUGGCGGAACUCCACUUCACCUUACAAAAAAUCCACUUUUUAUUGCAAGAUUGCACCCUCCAAGGCUCGCGCCUCCUCCUGCUCGCCAAAUCGCAACACGUAGCGUCCCUGUUCCCCGCCCUCCUUCGCUCCGUGGCCACCUCUCUGGACGUCUUGCCUCUUCACCAGCUCCACUUGUGCCCCGAAGUCAGGGAGCUGGCCGACCUUGUUACCAAGCAAGCCAGCAAGGCCAAGUUCCAGCUGGACCCCAGCGACGCACGUGCCACCAAAACCCUCCACACGCUUCUGCGCCAGUUCUCCAUGGGCACCGAACCUGACCUCACUUCCAUGCAGGGAAUCCUCCACUACCUCCAAAUUAGAACCUGGACAGAUUGCAAUACGGAGAUUAAAUUCUUAGAAGAAGAAAUCACCUUAGAGUGCCGCGACCGUGAAGAAAAAGAGGUUCCCUUACUUAGUAGCUUGGUAGGGUUCUUAUGUUACUGCAGAGGAGUUAUUUUCGAAACUAAUCAAUCCCAAGGAAGAUGCAGCACGGAGAUGACAUCGUUAAACUUAACCCUGUUGACGUCCGUUAAUCCAGAUGAUUUCCGUUGCCCUAUUUCUCUCGAGUUGAUGACGGAUCCGGUCACUGUGUCAACAGGUCAAACCUACGACCGAGCCUCUAUUCAGAAAUGGCUCAAAGCCGGGAACACAAAAUGUCCCAAAACAGGGGAAAAACUAACAAACACGGACUUAGUUCCCAACACAACGCUCAAGAGACUCAUCCAACAGUUCUGCGCCGACAACGGCAUUUCCGUCGCUAACUCCUGUAACCGUAAAACCAACACCGUCUCAGCAGGUAGUCCCGCGGCGGCACACGCGAUUCAGUUCCUCGCGUGGUUCCUCACGCGCAGGCUAGCAUUCGGAACCCAAGACCAGAAGCACAAAGCCGCGCAGGAGAUUCGCUUUCUCGCCAGAACCAGCAUUUUCAAUAGGGCGUGUUUGAUUGAAAUGGGAACAGUGCCUCCUCUGAUUGAACUUUUAGCCUCUGCAUCGAACGAUAAUAAAUCCACGCAAGAGACUACAAUCUCUGCUCUACUGAAGCUCUCUAAACACCCGAAUGGACCCAAAAACAUCAUCAACAGCGGGGGCCUAACCGUAAUUCUCUCGGUGUUAAAAAAUGGACUUAGCCUUGAAGCUCGUCAAGUCGCGGCUGCUACAAUAUUUUAUCUUUCUUCGGUGAAAGAAUUUCGCAAGUUAAUAGGGGAAAACCCUGAUGUCAUUCCGGCUUUGGUGGAGUUAGUUAAAGAAGGAACAACCUGUGGGAGAAAGAAUGCUGUGGUUGCUAUUUUCGGAUUACUUUUGCUUCCUAGGAAUCAUCAAAGGGUUAUCGCUGCUGGUGCUGUUCCGGCGCUUCUUGACAUUAUAGCUUCUUCGAAUAAGGACGAGCUUGUGACUGAAUCUUUGGCGGUUCUUGCCGCGCUGGCGGAGAACGUUGAUGGGGCGCGUGAGAUACUGCAAGGUUCGGCGUUGCGGUUGAUUGUAGGGAUGCUGCGAUCUGCCACGUCACGCGAGGGGAAAGAGCACUCUGCUUCGAUUUUGUUGUCGCUUUGCGUCAAUGUUGGAGCGGAGGUUGUGGCGGUUCUCGCUAAGGAGCCUUCGUUGAUGCCUUUGCUUUAUUCGCUUCUCACGGAUGGAACUUGUCAUGCUGCAAAGAAAGCGCGGUUUCUCAUCAAGGUCAUACAGGAUUUUCACGAGACUAGAAGUGCUGGACUCAAGGGUUCCUCGCUUCCGCAGGAACGCUCGCUUCACGUUUGGUGAUUGUUGAUCAAUCAUGACUAAGAAUUUGGAAUCUCUUCCCUUUCUGUGAAUAUGCCAAACCUUAUUUAUUUUUGUGUAAAUACUAAAUACUAAAUACUGUAACACAUGACAUUAGUUUUUUUUUUUUUUGUCACGUUUUAGAUUUGUGAAAUUAGCUCUGUGCUUGUUUUUAUCGCCGGCUAGCUAAUUUCAAUAAGUGAGGCUUUUAUUUAGCUCACACUCCGAAGUGGAAUUUUUCGUUUAUCUCUGUCUGGCUAUGAAUUGAAUUGUUGUGUGAAAUUUAGACGAUGGAAUUAUAUGUUUGGAUUUCUUCAUUUUUUUUUA